This is a messenger RNA of Knipowitschia caucasica, 951 nucleotides long. The record is from the annotation of a GenBank genome assembly. NCBI's taxonomy places the organism in Eukaryota, Metazoa, Chordata, Actinopteri, Gobiiformes, Gobiidae.
AUGUUGGAGAAGAGAAAAGACCUAGGCCGGGGCACCAAGAAGGCUUCAGUGCAGGGGUCAAGUCUUGGAGUGUCAUUGGACAGUCAUGGUCGAAGCCCUCGUGUCACAACACUUCUUAGAGAGUUUGAAAACUUUGAAAAUUAUGUUACAGAAGCGGCCAAUUCCUUCCUUCGACAAAGACCUGAACUUCCUUUUCUAGUGGUUGCUGACAGUUCUCCUUACCCUCCACUUGUACUUCCAGAGGGUGCUAAACUUCUCCUGCUUGCUCUCAGCCCGGAUCAGCCUCCUCAGGCUCAUAGGCCUGAGGUCCACAUUCAGACUGAGUUUGUCUUCCUGAUUCCUGAUGGUGUUGAGUUGGAGCAGCCUAGAGUGAUUGAAAGACUGAUUCGAGAGUUAGAAGGAGAAGGCGGGGGCCCUGUGAGGCUAGUGGCUGCCCCUGUUUUGACUCGAUCUGCAGUGCACUGUCUUCACCUGAGAGUCAACCUCCGUGAGUGGACAGCCACAUACUCCCCGGCCGCUUCUGGGAGCAGUGGAAGUGUCUGCACGGCUUUACAAGGGGAUGCUGUAGUUCUCAUGCGCACAGAAGAUCUAUUUAACCUCUCUGUGCCACUUGGGCGCCCACUUUUCUCCGCCCUUUUUAUCCAGACAGCCCUCCGAGGAUGGAAAGUCAAGCUGCUGGAGAGCCCAUGCUUCUCAGCCAGCCACAGACCUCUGUACACCUCUGCUCACAAUCAAUGGAAGUCUGACACACGACUGAAGGAGGCCACUGGGAGACUCAUGAAGAGUUUUGGAUUAAAACGUCUUCUUCUGCCUGAGGGAAAGGAGCAGUGGUUUGGGUGCAGUAAAGAAACCCCAAGUUACAUUCAGAACUCUUUGUGCGUUGACACAAACCUCUCCAUAGAUUACAGUGUGCGAGUCCAGCAGCCUGUGGUGGGAGAUUUUUGGUCUUGA